AUGCAGCGUGGAGUCCACGCAGACCUAUCGCUGGCUUACCUCCCUGGCAAAGGCAUCUCAUUGAUGGCUGCCAUGCCAAUCGAGCGCGAUUCAUUGAUUAUUCAGUACGUAGGUGAAGUCAUAAGUCGAGCGAUGUACCUGGAGCGUGAAAAAAAGGUGAAGUACUACGUGGUUGUCGUUAUUAGUGGCUUUACGCAGGUAUCCAACGUUGUUUUGUAG
This is a messenger RNA of Phytophthora nicotianae INRA-310, 219 nucleotides long. RefSeq lists its product as hypothetical. NCBI's taxonomy places the organism in Eukaryota, Oomycota, Peronosporomycetes, Peronosporales, Peronosporaceae. The transcript has a single exon. Bases 1 to 219 code for a protein of 72 amino acids. The record is from RefSeq and is a predicted model, not a curated record.